Pseudophryne corroboree (corroboree frog) is the source of this 6658-nucleotide messenger RNA. It is a transcript of the gene SOS2, whose product is annotated as SOS Ras/Rho guanine nucleotide exchange factor 2. The transcript is spliced from 23 exons. NCBI's taxonomy places the organism in Eukaryota, Metazoa, Chordata, Amphibia, Anura, Myobatrachidae. Gene Ontology annotation, cellular component: plasma membrane. Gene Ontology annotation, biological process: Ras protein signal transduction; positive regulation of GTPase activity. Bases 484 to 4485 code for a protein of 1333 amino acids. The record is from RefSeq and is a predicted model, not a curated record. Gene Ontology annotation, molecular function: guanyl-nucleotide exchange factor activity; protein heterodimerization activity.
CCCGUCCUUGCUCCCUGACUGGGAGGCUGCUGAGCGGCUCCUCCUCCCGCCCGUGGCCGCCUCCCUCCCCCAGGUUCCGGGCAUGCUCCGUGGCGUCGGUGCGGGGCAGUGGGAGGACAGCUGGGGCUGAGAUUGCAGGACAGUGUCCCUGAGGACGCCGGAUCCCAUCACAACAACCAGCAGCAGCCUCCACCCCCCUCCCCGGCCUCCAUCACUCCGGCCCCCCAGAAUGAGGCAGCGGGGGGCGGCCAUGGCCCCCUGCCCCGGAGCACCGCCUGCCCUGAGAGCCUGACGCUGGCGGCAUGUAGCAGCAGCAGCAGGCCGGGGAUCCUGUUCUCCCGGGGGACAUGCCGGCUGCAGAGCUCCAGAUACAGACACACAGCUAGCGGUCAGCAGCGAGCUCCCGGGCUGCGGCCUGAGCGGCCCCCCUGCCCCGGCCUGUGCUUGGCGGCCAGCGGGCUGACGUCCCAUGAGGCCGGGAUCAUGCAGCAGCCACCGCACAACUACGACUUCUUCAGCGAGGAGAACGGCAGCAAGUGGCGGGGGCUCUUCGUGCCGGCCUUACGGAAGGUCCAGCAGCAAGUUCAUCCCACACUGUCUGCCAAAGAAGACUCCUUGUACUACAUAGAAGAACUCAUCCUCCAGCUGUUGAAUAAAUUAUGCAUUGCUCAGCCCAGGACUGUUCAAGAUGUGGAGGAGCGAGUGCAGAAAACCUUUCCUCACCCGAUUGAUAAAUGGGCCAUCGCUGAUGCUCAGUCUGCCAUAGAAAAACGGAAAAGAAGGAAUCCCCUGCUUCUACCUGUUGAUAAAAUCCAUCCCUUAUUGAAGGAAGUGCUUGGCUACAAGGUGGAUUACCACGUGUCUCUCUACAUCGUGGCGGUGCUGGAAUACAUCUCCGCUGACAUUCUGAAGCUGGCAGGAAACUAUGUUUUCAACAUUCGACAUUAUGAAAUCUAUCAGCAGGACAUUAAAGUGUCUAUGUGUGCCGAUAAGGUUUUGAUGGACAUGUUUGAUCAAGAUGACGACAUUGGAUUAGUUGCCCUCUGUGACGAGGAGCCGUCCUCAACAGGAGAGCUGAACUACUAUGAGCUGGUCAGGACAGAAAUUGCUGGAGAGAGACAAUACCUGCGUGAACUCAACCUGAUCAUUAAAGUCUUUCGGGAAGCAUUCCUAUCAAACAAGAAGCUGUUUACAUCCAGCGACAUCGAGAUGAUCUUCAGUAACAUUCUAGACAUCCAUGAGCUAACAGUGAAGCUCUUGGGUCUGAUUGAGGACACUGUGGAGAUGACAGAUGAAAGCAGCCCACAUCCUCUGGUAGGAAGCUGCUUUGAAGAUUUAGCGGAGGAACAAGCUUUUGACCCAUAUGAAACCUUAUCCCAGGACAUCCUUGCCACCCAGUUCCAAGAACACUUUAAUAACCUCAUGGCUAAGCCUACUGUUGCUCUCUAUUUUCAGUCCAUAUCAGAUGGCUUUAAAGAAGCAUUGAGAUACGUCCUCCCGCGUCUGAUGCUUGUUCCUGUUUAUCACUGUUUGCACUAUUUCGAAUUAUUAGAGAUGUUACAAGAACGCAGCAAAGACCAAGAGGACAGAGAAUGUCUGAAACAAGCCAUCACCGCUCUACUGAACCUCAGAUGUAGCAUGGAACGCAUUUACAAUAAGCACUCGCCGCGACGCCGACCCGGAGAGCCCAUUUGGCGCCUGUACAACCGGCAAAUGCGCAGCAAGCACCUGGCCAUUAAGAAGAUGAAUGAAAUCCAGAAAAACAUUGAUGGUUGGGAAGGCAAAGACAUUGGGCAGUGCUGUAACGAGUUUAUCAUGGAAGGCUCCCUAACGAGGGUGGGGGCCAAACAUGAGCGGCACAUUUUCCUUUUUGACGGCCUGAUGAUCAGCUGCAAAACGAACCACGGACAAUCUCGCAUCCCCGGUUACAACACCGCAGAGUUUCGGCUGAAGGAGAAAUUCGUCAUGAGAAAGGUGCAGGUGGUCGACCGGGAGGACUCCAGCGAGUGCAAGCACGCCUUCGAGCUGGUCUCCAAAGAUGAGAACUGUGUGGCUUUUGCCGCCAAGACGGCAGAAGAGAAAAACAAUUGGAUGGCGGCUCUGAUUUCAUUGCAGUACCGUAGCACGUUGGACCGUAUGCUGGACUCUGUGCUGAUCCAGGAGGAGAAUGAGCAGCCCUUGCGCCUGCCCAGCCCGGACGUUUAUCGCUUUGUAGAGGAGGACUCUGAGGAAAACAUUGUCUUUGAGGACAAUGUGCAAAGUAGGGGAGGAAUCCCCAUUAUUAAGGGAGGGACUGUGGUAAAGCUCAUCGAGAGACUAACAUAUCACAUGUACGCAGAUCCUAACUUUGUACGCACUUUCCUGACCACCUAUCGCUCUUUCUGUAAGCCCCAGGAGUUACUAAGCCUGUUGAUUGAAAGGUUUGAAAUACCAGAUCCUGAACCCACGGAAGCAGACAGGAUGGCUAUUGAGAAAGGAGAGCAGCCGAUCAGCGCCAACCUUAAAAGGUUUAGGAAGGAAUAUGUUCAGCCCGUGCAACUCAGGGUAUUAAAUGUAUUUCGGCACUGGGUUGAACAUCAUUUCUAUGAUUUUGAAAGAGACCCGGAGCUUCUCGACCGAAUGGAAACUUUUAUAUCCAAUGUCAAAGGCAAAUCCAUGAAGAAAUGGGUCGAGUCCAUCGCUAAAAUAAUCAGAAGGAAGAAACAAGCGCAGGCGAAUGGUAUUAGCCACAAUAUCACUUUCGAGAGCCCCCCUCCUCCUAUUGAGUGGCACAUAAGCCGCGCUGGCCAGAGUGAUACAUUUGACCUGAUGACACUGCACCCUAUAGAGAUCGCUCGUCAGCUGACUCUCAUAGAGUCUGAUCUGUACAGGGCAGUGCAGCCGUCAGAGCUUGUAGGCAGCGUUUGGACAAAAGAAGACAAAGAAAUUCAUUCCCCUAACUUGCUGAAGAUGAUCCGUCACACGACAAACCUUACGCUUUGGUUUGAAAAGUGUCUUGUGGAAACGGAGAACUUUGAGGAGAGGGUGGCGGUUUUCAGUCGAAUCAUCGAAAUCCUCCAGGUUUUUCAAGAUUUGAAUAAUUUCAAUGGUGUUUUGGAGAUUGUGAGCGCAGUAAACUCCGUUCCUGUGUAUCGGCUGGAUCACACCUUCGAGGCAUUACAGGAAAGGAAGAAGAAGAUCUUGGAUGAAGCGGUUGAGCUCAGUCAGGAUCACUUCAAGAAAUACUUGGCAAAACUCAAGUCUAUCAACCCACCUUGUGUGCCUUUUUUUGGAAUAUAUUUAACGAAUAUACUGAAGACAGAAGAAGGGAAUCCUGACUUUCUGAAGAGACAUGGGAAGGAAUUAAUCAAUUUCAGCAAAAGACGAAAAGUGGCAGAAAUAACAGGGGAGAUUCAGCAGUACCAAAACCAGCCUUAUUGCUUAAGGACCGAAGCAGAUAUUCAGCGGUUCUUUGAGAACCUGAACCCUAUGGGGAACACGGCUGAAAAAGAUUUCACAGACUAUUUGUUCAACAAAUCGCAAGAGAUCGAACCCCGAGGUUGCAAACAGCCUCCCAGAUUUCCACGGAAAACCACGUACCCAUUGAAGUCCCCAGGUAUAAGACCCAAUAGCGGGAGGCACCUCUCCUCGUCUGGCACACUCCGCGGACAUCCCACCCCUCUGGAGAGAGAACCGUAUAAGAUUAGCUUUAGCAGGAUCACCGAAUCAGAACACGAAUCUACAACAUCUCCACCUGUUUCUCCUAACACUCCCUGUACGCCUCCUGUGUCUGCCUCAUCCGAACUCAGCGUGUUUUUAGACCUUGAUCUGAGCAGUUCUUUCAGUUGCAACAGCAUCUUUGCCCCGGUACUUCUGCCAAAUUCCAAGUCUUUCUUCAGUUCUUGCAAUAGUCUGCACAGGCUAAGUGAAGAGCCUCUGCUGCCUCCCCCAUUGCCUCCACGCAAGAAGGUCGAUCAGGAUACCUCCAACCUCAUGGGAAAUUCUAGACAAGAUGAGGAACCUCCCGCCAUUCCACCCAGAUUGCCUCCACCUCCAAAGAUCCAGCCCAGAGUUCCUGCUUAUAUUGGGCAGUUUGAUGGACCUCUGCACAGCCCGCCUCCCCCUCCACCGAGAGAUCCGCUUCCCGACACCCCACCACCAGUCCCACAGAGGCCUCCAGAACACUUUAUAAACUGCCCCUUGAAUCUUCAGCCUCCACCCCUGGGACGUCUUCACAGAGAGCAGGAAUGGUUCAGGGAGGUCAACACAGUUCCAAACUCUCCUUGUACCCCUCCCAGUACCCCAUCUCCAAGAGUGUUGCGACGCUGCUGCGGUCUUAGCGCGAGCCACAACAACCUCUUUCAGUCUGCAGCUCCUCCGGUUCCUCCCAGGCAGAACUCCAGUCCUCAGCUACCAAAACUGCCUCCAAAGACUUACAAAAGGGAUUUCUCCCAUCCACCUUUGCACAGACUAACCUUAUUGGAAAAUUCAGAAACUCCGCAAUGACGUAUAGCCAUAACAGUCCUUGACACUGGAUAGGGAUCAGCAAAUGGACUUAUACUUCACUUUCUUUGUGUUUUUGUAAUUUAUUUUGGAAAAGGCACUGUACUUUCACUUUUAACCCAUUCUCUGCCUGAUUUAUUGUCGCUUGUUUAACGACAGAGGGGUUUAACAAUAACACUCUUUUUUUUUUUUUUUUAAGUGCUACUGAUCGCAAACAGCAAGCGCAGGAAUGAAGUCCAUGGGAGGACUGUUUCAACACACUACGGCCUUCAAACACUAAAACAGCGUGUUACUGCCUCAGGUGAAAAUGUGUCCUGACCUUUUGGACACACCAUGCUUGUCCAGAGCUUUUUUUUCGUUUGUUACUUUUUUGUUUUGCACUGUACCCUCCGAAAGACCAAAUCAGUGAGACAUCGGUUAUAUACACGGAACCAUAUAAUUAUAUGGGAUUGUGUUGUUGUUUUUUUAGGAGGGAUAUUUUGUUACAUUUAUUUAAAGCACUAGUGGCCUAUUUAUUUCCAAACGCUGAACCGGGACAUACAGCGUCAUUGAACCGCCUUAGGAAUCUAGAAGUUACAUCAUUCCACUAGGCUCUCUAUUGCUGGAUAAGUCCUAAUAGACCCUGCAGAGCAGACAGUGCUGACCCCUGCGAAGGUGAAGGGGUUACAGUCUACCUGUCGCCUACAAGCAGCCAAUGUGCGGGAGAAUGCGGCCCAUAAAUUCAUUAGGAGCUAAUGACGGCAGUGAGACGCACAGUGCCUCAAGUUUAUUACUGCUUCCUAGGGAAUUGGAAGUCUGUUUUUUUAUGUCUCCCGCAAACGGCAGCUGACUCUCUUUGCAUAGGCAAGUGUUUACCGACUGUCAGAAUUCAACAAAGAGAACCUAGCAAGAAACAAGUUUUCAUAUAGAAUUGAAGUGCACUACAUGUUUAUUUGUCACAAACACUACCUAAAGAAAUAAAUAGCUACUGGAUCUCGAAUAAUUAGUAUUAAGCAUGCAGCGUAUUCAAAUGUGCCUUUUUCCUUUAUUUUAGCAGGUAAAAGCCAGACUGGGCUCAUAAGUUGCCUUUUCUUUGGGGGGGAGAUCUCCGCUGAAUGUAUACGCUAUCAGGUUUGUGUGUUGGGAACUGGCAAAGGACACAUCCCAGCUCCUUCAGCCAUGUAAUAACAAUUUUCCCUUAACAGGUUCUUAAACAGUCACUUAUUUUCUGAAGAAUGUCUUAAGCCGCCAUGGAGUGCUUUACUGCGCAGAACCAAUGCCGCUGGCAAAGUGUUUGGUAGUCUUGGUAGGUCACAAAGCAAAAAGGUUGAAGCACAAUAUUCUCAAUAAAGUCUCAUGCCAUGUUUUUUUUUUUUUUCAAAAUCUUAUCACAAAUGUGUCUUAAGCACAGAAUUUGCAAAUGGCAUGAAAAGGAUUUGAAAAACAAAAAUUGAACGUUCGAUCAGAUAUUCAGUUAUUGCCCUUUUAUAGAUAUUUUUUUAUAACGUAGAGUAGUCUACAUCAAAACCACAGCUUAGAUGUGUUGCCUGCACAGUCCAUGGAUGAAGCCACGUAAUAGACAAGACCGUUAGUAAGAAGAUAAUAUUGGUUUGUUAAGCGCUCAUAACAUCCGUGAGGAAGAGAGAACAUGUUGGCUACACUCUUGUGAACAUGCAACCUGUGUGUCUCCUUCCACUGGGCAUGGCACAGUACAAAGUUAUAUUUAUUUAUUUUUUUCCCAAAAUCAUGGCACUCUCGGAUAAAGUGAAGGAAAACCGUAUUGUGAUUAAAAACUGAUAUAGCUGGUAUGUUGUAUUCCUCUUUUACGGCUAUUCUGGAUCGAUCUACCUGGAUUUCAGCUGAUGCAUAUGGAAGGUAACUAAAUAACAUUGUGAUACACGAACAAGAACAAAUGAAAGCAUUCUACAGUCUCUUCUGAUUAAUCAUACUUUGGUAGCGGUGGUAUAAAUCCGACGUCGCUUAAGGUUAAGCUCCUGAUUAAAUCUGCAAACUCAGUCGCAAUUUUAUUUUAACUGAGCCUCUAAUGACGAUGGUGUGGGAUGUCACAUGACUUAUCAGGUUUCAGCAGUGUUUGUACAGAUGUCUUAAGAGCCACGUUUAUUUCCUGUCCUGUGGCCUUUUACUGUGCUUUGUAUCUGUGUUCUUAACAGAUGUAAUAAAUUUACAGUAGUCUUAA